Messenger RNA from Nannospalax galili (Upper Galilee mountains blind mole rat), 1746 nucleotides. It is a transcript of the gene Mettl2a, whose product is annotated as methyltransferase like 2A. The record is from RefSeq and is a predicted model, not a curated record. The transcript is spliced from 9 exons. NCBI's taxonomy places the organism in Eukaryota, Metazoa, Chordata, Mammalia, Rodentia, Spalacidae. Bases 47 to 1186 code for a protein of 379 amino acids. Gene Ontology annotation, molecular function: tRNA (cytidine-N3)-methyltransferase activity.
GGGGAAGCCCCCAGGAAGUCCUCGCUGGGCUUCCGUCUCCGGUGUCAUGGCGGACUCCUACGCUGAAGGCGUGCUAGCUACCCUCGACGGCAAGAGACAGCAGUUCGGGAGCCGGUUUCUGAGAGACCCGGCGCGCGUCUUCCACCACAACGCCUGGGACAAUGUGGAGUGGUCGGAGGAGCAGGCCGCAGCUGCUGAGAGGAAAGUGCAGGAGAACAGCGCCCAGCGGGUGUGCCCGGAGAAGCAAGUUGAUUAUGAGGUCAAUGCCCAUAAAUACUGGAAUGAAUUCUACAAAAUUCAUGAAAAUGGGUUUUUCAAGGAUAGACACUGGCUUUUUACCGAAUUCCCCGAACUGGCACCUAGCCAAAGCCAAAGUUCCCUGAAGGAUUUGUCCACAGACAACAAGAAGAACGAAAUCUCUGAAUGCGGAGGCAGUGAGAAAGGACCUGGUCUGGCCACAGAAAAACAGCGCAAGUGUUCUUGUGGCAGCCUCAGAUGUAAAGCCCACAUGCCUCCUGUGGAAGAGAAUGUAACUCAGAAGCUCAGUCACCUGGAAAUUUGUGCUGAUGCGUUUCCUGGAUCCUCGGCCACUUACCGAAUUCUUGAGGUUGGUUGUGGUGUAGGAAACACGGUCUUUCCAAUUUUACAAACUAACAAUAAUCCAGGCGUCUUCAUUUACUGCUGUGAUUUUUCUUCCUUGGCCAUUGAAUUGGUCCGGACAAACUCAGAAUAUGAUCCUUCUCGAUGUUUUGCCUUUGUUCAUAAUCUUUGUGAUGAAGAUCAGAGUUACCCGGUGCCGUGGGAUAGUCUUGAUGUCAUCGUUCUCAUAUUUGUUCUUUCAGCAAUUGUCCCAGACAAAAUGCAGGGAGCUAUCAACAGGCUAAGCAGACUCCUGAAGCCUGGAGGGGUGAUGCUUCUUCGAGACUAUGGCCGCUAUGACAUGGCUCAGCUUCGGUUUAAAAAUGGUCAGUGUCUAUCAGGAAAUUUCUACGUGAGAGGUGAUGGCACCAGAGUUUACUUCUUCACACAAGAUGAACUGGACAUACUUUUCACUACUGCGGGACUGGAAAAGGUGCAGAACCUGGUAGAUCGCCGGUUGCAAGUGAACCGAGGGAAACAACUGACAAUGUACCGAGUCUGGAUUCAGUGCAAAUACCGCAAGCCUCUCGUGCCUAGCACCAGUUGAGAGGCGCCUACUUCUCACCCAACACAAGUUCAUCAUCUUUUGGUACUUUUGUAAAAAGGCAUCCAUAGGGCUGGAGAGAUGGCUCAGUAGUUAAGAGCACUGGCUGCUCUUAUGAGGACCAUGGUCCACGUCCCAGUACUCACAUGGCAUGUUCCAAGGGAUCCAACGCCCUAUUCUGGCCUUCCUGGGCAUCGCAUGCAUACGGUACACAUAUACAUGUAAGCAAAAUACUCAUACACGUAAAAACACAUUUUAAAAAAGAAAGCAUCCAGAAAUGGUGGCUUAUUGAUGUUGAAUGGUUUAAGAAUUCAAAAAGACUCAAACCUUAAGCCUAGGAAAAAUUUUUAUCAAUAUAUACUUUCUCAAAUUUUUUUAUUUUAUUUUUUACAUUUAAUUAUUUAUUUGGCAGGAAGGGGACAAUACCAUGGUGAAUCUUAGGAGAUCAGAGGACAAUUUCAGGAGUUGGUUCUCUCCUAUCAUAUAGGACCCAAGAGUUGAACUCAGAUCAUCAGACUUAGCAGCAAAUGUCUAUCCACUGAACUAUCUCAGCAACCCCCAAA